Molecule: messenger RNA, 780 nt
Organism: Camelina sativa (false flax)
Lineage: Eukaryota; Viridiplantae; Streptophyta; Magnoliopsida; Brassicales; Brassicaceae
Source: RefSeq, a predicted model, not a curated record
UCUCCCAAGUCCCCCCAACGCUCUAUUGUAUAAAUAUUAGUGAAGCAAACGAAGGAAUCCUCACAACACCAAUCUCUCUCUAAUGGCAUAUUCUAUCUUCUUGCAGAAAAAUUCAAGUUUCAACAAUGGCGAUAAACGAACCAGAGUUUGCCACAGCCGUGGCGGUGACGAAAAAGGAGAGAACAUUCAAGAAAUUCUCAUUCAGAGGAUUCAACGUUGAUGAUCUUCUCAAGAUGUCAAACUUUGAUCUCGCUAAGCUCUUCAACGCUCGUGUUCGCAGGAGGUUCUACAGGGGACUAAAGAAGGGACCUCUGAUUCUGAUCAAGAAGCUACGUAAGGCGAAAAAAGAAGCAAGUGAGGAGAACAAGAAGAAGCCUGAAGCUGUGAAAACACAUUUAAGGAACAUGAUCAUUGUCCCUGAGAUGAUUGGAAGUGUUGUCGGAGUUCAUAAUGGCAAGACGUUUAACGAAGUCGUGAUUAAGCCUGAGAUGAUUGGUCAUUACCUUGCCGAGUUUUCGAUGACUUGCAAGAAGGUUAAUCACUAUAGACCACGUAUUUGUGGUUGUGGUUGUUUCCGUCGGUCCACUAGGUUUAUUCCUCUUAGGUGAUGAAGCAACAGGUCUGUUUUUUUAUUUCAAUUCAGAGAGAUUUUUACUCUCUUUUUUUCUUUUGGGACCUUUUUGUUUCUGCUUUGUGAUUUCUGUCUUCUCAUCUUUAGAAUAUCUCUUAAAGCUUUAAAUAAAACUCAAUACUAUGAAGCAAAUUGAGUACAAUGACUAU